This is a messenger RNA of Penicillium canescens, 2817 nucleotides long. Its product is annotated as DEAD/DEAH box helicase. NCBI's taxonomy places the organism in Eukaryota, Fungi, Ascomycota, Eurotiomycetes, Eurotiales, Aspergillaceae. The transcript has 9 exons. Bases 1 to 2817 code for a protein of 938 amino acids. Gene Ontology annotation, molecular function: nucleic acid binding; ATP binding. The record is from RefSeq and is a predicted model, not a curated record.
AUGUCGAAAUCGGGCAUCCAGUCGCGCGGAUUCCAGACCACCAUUGAUAUCGCCCGAGGAUAUCAGUUAGCGCCUGUGGCAGGCCAUAAGCGACCACCAGAAAUCGAGCAGACUCCCGACCUCAAUCCAGGUCCAGUCGUCAAGCAAGCGACCGGUUCUGGGCAAGGCCAAAAUGCCAAUGCUGACAUCUUGGUGGGUUCACCGUGGGAAUCAGCGCGGGCUUUACUAACCGCCCCCGCGAAUCGCUUUACUGCCAGCAAGAUCCAUCCCGGCGCAGGCGCGGGUGAGACAUCACCAGACGAGGAGAAAAAGAGGAGUGUGAGUACUUCUGCCCCGGGAUCUAGUCAAAAUCCCCUGCUGUCACUCUCGAAUCCGAAGUAUGGUCUGCCGCUGUCCCUUACUGCCAAUUUUGCCGCAUUGGGCGUCUCCAAUAUCUACCCGUGGCAGGCGUCAUGUUUAUUGGCGAAAGGUCUGCUCUGUGGUGAACGACACUUGGUUUACACAGCUCCGACGGGUGGAGGCAAGUCGCUUGUUGCGGAUGUGUUGCUCUUGAGGCGGAUCAUUGAGAAUCCAACGCGCAAAGCACUCCUCGUUUUGCCUUAUGUCGCUUUGGUACAAGAGAAGCUGAAGUGGAUGAGGCGAAUUGUUCAAGAUGUGGAGAAAAAUAUUCCAGAUGAAGAAGAUGACGACUCUUCGUUUCCUCGCAGGCGAUGGAAGCGUGCUCAGAAAAAUAUCCGCGUUACCGGAUUCUUUGGUGGAAGCCGGACGACGGCUACUUGGGCUGAUACUGAUAUUGCUGUUUGUACGAUAGAAAAGGCUAACUCGUUGAUAAACACUGCAAUCGAGGAAUGUAGCAUUGGUGAUCUGGGGGUCGUUGUGCUUGACGAGUUACAUAUGCUCGACGAUGAGCAUCGAGGAUAUCUCUUGGAACUCAUGGUUACCAAGCUGUUAUUGCUCCAACAGGAUAUCCAAAUCGUUGGCAUGAGUGCCACACUCUCUAACACUGAAAUGUUGGCGGAGUGGAUGAACGCCAAAUUCUACAUUUCCACGUACAGACCAAUUCCCAUCGACGAAUACCUAGUCUACGAGAAUGCCAUCUACCCAGCUGCAACAUCAAGACAGCUCUUCCAAACAGCAUCCAAGCUGACUGCUGCUGCGUCCGUGACUGAUACAAUCCCUCCACAUCGAGUCAUUGAACCUUCCGGUUUUAAACAGCUCAGUAACUCAGCUACGAAUGCCACGGUAGCUUUGGCAGUCGAAACUGCAGCCGCAGGGUUCGGUGUAUUGGUAUUUUGUGGCAGUCGCCAAGCGUGCCAAAACCAAGCUGCUACCAUCGGUGAAGCAAUGCCGCCAGCAGAACCAGAUGAAAUGAACAAACGACUGGAUCUUCUUGCUGACCUGCGGAGCCUUGCAUGUGGCCUAGAUCCAGUCCUUGAGACUACAAUUCUCAGGGGAACGGGGUUUCACAAUGCCGGUAUGACAACGGAAGAGCGUGAACUUAUUGCACAGGCAUAUGAUCAGGGCGUACUGAGAGUCCUCGUGGCCACAUGUAGUCUUGCAGCUGGAGUAAAUCUUCCCGCAAGGCGAGUCAUUAUCAACGGGGCACGAAUGGGCCGUGAGCUAGUAGGCCCGGCAAUGUUUCGACAGAUGUGUGGACGUGCGGGACGCAAAGGCAAGGACGAAACCGGCGAGACCUAUUUGAUAUGCGUUAAAGCCGACAUGCAAGCCGUAUGCGACCUGUUGGAUGCUGACAUGCCUGCCAUCGAGAGCUGCUUGGCACCAGAGAAAAGAGGUCUAAAAAGGGCGCUGUUGGAAGCCAUAGCAACAGGACUGGUAUCAGGCUGCGACGCAAUCAAAGAAUACGUUCGAUGCACGCUCCUUUUCCGAACUGUGGACAAAAAACUUGCAUACACCAUUAUGAAAUCUGCACUUCAGGAAUUGCUUGAUGAAGAACUCAUCAUCUUCCGAGAAGAUGAAUCAUACGGAUCCACACCAUUAGGACAGGCAAUCGUGGCCUCGGCCUUUUCCCCUGAAGAUGGGCUAUUCAUCCACGAAGAAUUAAAGAGAGCCUUACAAGCCUUCGUCAUGGACGGCGACAUGCACAUCUUCUACAUGUUCACCCCUCUCCAAGCAGCAAUGAACACACCAAUCGACUGGCAAAUCUUCCGAGACCAGCUAGACCGACUAGACGAGAGCGGUCUUCGAGCCCUACAAUUUGUCGGCGUCCAACCCGGCUUCGUGAAUACAAUGGUCCAAUCCGGCGCUUCCCUAAAAGAAACAAACCCAACCCAAAUAAAAACAGCCCACAUCUACCGCCGCGCCUACACAGCCUUCCAACUCCGCGAUCUAAGCAACGAAACCCCCCUCUCGACAAUAGCAUCCCGCUACAAAAUCACCCGCGGCACAGUCCAAACCCUCGCCCAACAAUGCCACGGCUUCGCGGCGGGAAUCGUCAAAUUCUGCCAACGCAUGAAUUGGGGUAUGAUGGCCGCCGUGCUGGAUCAUAUGCGUGACAGGCUGGAGGCUGGUGCGCGUGCAGACCUGCUCGAGAUGGCUCAGGUUACUUUUGUUAAGAGUUGGACGGCAAGAUUGCUUCGGGAGAAUGGGUUUAGGAAUUUGAGGGCUUUGGCCGAGGCCGAGGCUAAGGAUUUGGUGCCUAUUCUUAUGAUGGUUAAUCCUCGUAAGGCGCAGAAGAAUCAGCUCUCGCCUGCUGAUUCGGAGCGCUAUGCGGCGAAGUUGUUGGUUAGGGCUGAGACUAUUAUUUCUCAUGCUAAUAAGAUCUGGGAUCGGGAAAUGCAGGUUGAAUUGGAGGAUUGA